CUCCCCCGGUUCAGUAGCGGUUCGAUCCCCGCGACUCCGAAUCACAUCGGAGAUCAAAACCAUCUCCUCCUCCUCCCCUCCCAGAUCUACUCCCUUCUUCUUCCUCCUCCUCGUCCUCGUCCUCCCCCAAAAAUCGAGAUCGAGAUUGAGAUCGACGAAGAUGUACAUGGCCUACGGGUGGCCGCAGGUGAUCCCCCUCGAUCCCGGCCUCUGCGCCCCCGCCGCCGCCUCAGCCGCCGCCGACCGGGUCGUCUUCUUGAAGGCCACCAACCGCCUCCUCCUCGUCGUCGCCCCCACGCGCCUCGAGCUAUGGAGCGCCUCCCAGCAUAAGGUUCGGUUGGGGAAAUACGCGAGGGACGCGGACUCGGUGCAGCGGGAGGGCGAGAACUCGCAGGCCGUGUGGAGCGCCGACACCAAGACGAUCGCCGUUCUCACUUCUUCAUCUUAUCUCCAUAUAUACAAGGUCCAUAUCUCUGGAAAGAGACUGAUUAUAGGAGGCAAGCAACUUCCUGGGCUCUUUCUCACUAAUAUUUCCCUAGUUAUAAUUGAGAAGGCGCCCUUUUCCGAGGAAAACUUUGUAACGAGCAACUUUGUGUGUGACAGCAAAAACAUGCUUAUAGGACUUUCUAAUGGGAAGCUACAGCUUCUGUCCUGGAACGGGGAGUUCUCUGGCAGCUUCGAUCUUUGUUGUGACACGAGUGCCUCUGAGAAUGUGAAUCCAUUGCAGCAUUCUUCAGCACCUGAGACUUCUAAUCAUUGCUGCCCACAUAGUUCUGCAGUCAUCCAACUCGAGUUAUCAAUGCAAUUGAGGUUGCUGGUGGUUUUGUAUUCUGGCUGUCAGAUUGCAUUGUGCUCGAUUAGCAAAAAGGGUCUAAAGCAAACAAAUAGUAUUAAAGUUGAAAGAUUCUUAAACACAGAUGAUGCUAUGUGUGCUUCUAUAGCUUCAGAUCAGCAGAUUCUUGCUGUUGGUUGUAGCAGAGGUGUCAUUGAACUGUAUGACCUUGCUGAAAAUGUGCGGCAUCUUCGGACAAUAUCUUUGUAUGAUUGGGGGUACUCCAUGGAAGAUACUGGACCUGUUACCUGUAUUUCUUGGACACCUGACAAUUGUGCUUUUGCUGUUGGUUGGAAAUUUAGAGGACUUGCUGUUUGGUCUGCAUCAGGAUGCCGUUUAAUGUGCACAAUACGUCAAAUUGGAAUGAGUUCUGCUUCAUCCCCAGUGGUGAGACCUAAUUCAGAUUUGAAAUUUGAGCCUCUUAUGAGUGGAACCUCACUGGUGCAAUGGGAUGAAUAUGGGUAUAAGCUGUUUGCUGUUGAAGAAGGCUCAUCAGAGAGGAUUAUUGCCUUCUCAUUUGGCAAAUGCUGUCUUAACAGAGGUCUUUCAGGAACAACAUAUGCUCGGCAAAUUAUUUAUGGUGAUGACAGGGUUCUCUUAGUGCAGCCUGAUGAUACAGAUGAACUCAAGAUGUUGCAUCUCAAUCUUCCGGUCUCAUAUAUUUCGCAAAAUUGGCCAGUUUUACAUGUAGUGGCUAGUAAAGAUGGUAUGUAUUUAGCAGUCGCAGGUCUUCAUGGGCUCAUCCUCUAUGACUUGCGCUCCAAGAGAUGGCGUGUAUUUGGAGAUGUUACUCAAGAACAGAAAAUUGAGUGCAAAGGGUUGUUGUGGCUAGGAAAAAUUAUUGUUGUGUGCAACUACAUCAAUUCUUCAGACACGUAUGAGUUAUUAUUUUUUCCAAGAUAUCAUCUUGAUCAUAGCUCCCUACUUCUUCGCAAGACACUACUUGGGAAACCUAUGGUCAUGGAUGUCUUCCAAGAUUAUAUACUUGUUGCUUAUCGUCCAUUUGAUACUCAUAUAUUUCAUGUGAAAAUUUCGGGCGAAUUAUCACCUUCAACUACUCCCAUUUUACAGCUUUCUACAGUACGAGAGCUUUCAAUUAUGAGUGCAAAGAGCCCUCCUGCAUCAAUGCGUUUCAUUCCAAAUCUGGUACCUGAAGGGACUAUGAAGAUAGUUCAGCAGCCAUCUAGAUGCUUGAUAUUAAGGACAAAUGGGGAGCUUUCAGUGCUUGACUUGGAUGAUGGACAUGAACAAGUACUUACUAACUCAGUCGAGCUAUUCUGGGUUACGUGUGGGCACUCAGAGGAGAAGGCAAAUCUUAUUGAGGAAGUUUCCUGGCUAGACUAUGGUUACCGUGGAAUGCAGGUCUGGUAUCCAUCCCAUGGAGUUGAUCCUUUUAAACAAGAAGAUUUCUUGCAGUUGGAUCCAGAGCUGGAAUUUGAUCGUGAGGUUUAUCCUCUGGGUCUUCUUCCCAAUGUUGGGGUUGUUGUUGGUGUUUCUCAGAGAAUGUCGUUUACAGCCACAGAAUUUCCAUGUUUUGAGCCCACUCCUCAAGCUCAAACUAUAUUGCAUUGUUUAUUGCGACAUCUUCUUCAGAGGGACAAAAGGGAAGAAGCAUUGCGGCUGGCAUGCUUAUCAGCAGAGAAACCUCACUUUUCGCAUUGCUUAGAGUGGCUUUUAUUCACUGUAUUUGAUGCUGAGAUAUCAAGGCAAAGUGCAAGCAGAAAUCAGCUCUCAAGUAAUUCACUUCUAGAGAAGACAUGCGAUUUAAUAAAAAAAUUUCCUGAAUAUGUGGACGUGGUUGUUAGCGUUGCAAGGAAGACUGAUGGCAGACACUGGGCAGAUCUUUUCUCUGCUGCUGGAAGAUCCACCGAGUUGUUCGAAGAAUGCUUCCAGCGAAGAUGGUACAGGACAGCUGCUUGUUAUAUACUGGUCAUUGCAAAGCUUGAAGGCCCUGCAGUGAGUCAGUACUGUGCUCUCCGUUUAUUACAGGCUGCUCUUGAUGAAUCAUUAUAUGAGCUUGCCGGAGAAUUGGUGCGGUUUUUGCUGAGGUCUGGGAGAGAGUAUGAAAAUGCUGCUAUUGACUCUGAUAGACUGUCUCCUAGAUUUCUGGGUUAUUUUCUUUUCCGUUCGCCGUACAGAAGCACAUCGAACAAAGAGCUCAGUCCGCAUGUUGCUUCUGUUAAGAGCAUCUUAGAGAACCAUGCUGGCUACCUAAUGUCUGUAAAAGAACUGUCCAAACUUGUUGCGUUUGUGAAAGGAACUCAAUUUGAUCUUGUGGAAUAUCUUCAACGGGAAAGACUUGGCUCUGCUCGCCUGGACAAUUUUGCAUCUGGGCUUGAAUUGAUUGGGCAAAAGCUUCAAAUGGAUACCCUCCAAAGCCGGCUAGAUGCUGAAUUCCUUCUAGCGCAUAUGUGCUCUGUUAAAUUUAAGGAGUGGAUUGUUGUUCUGGCUACUUUAUUGCGGCGAGCAGAGGUUUUGGUUGAUCUCUUUCGGCAUGACUUGCGAUUAUGGAAGGCAUACAGCAUGACCCUUCAGUCACAUCACGUGUUCAAGGACUACCUCGAUCUUCUUAAUGUCUUGGAAGAGAAGCUCUCUUCUGUUUCGGAUCUCGACAUACACGAUGGACCCUUUCCCUAGGAGUGAUAUCGCUUGCUUUCAUUAAAUGAUGUGUGGCCUGUUGAUAUCUUCCAAACUGAUUGAGGUAAGUGCUUUAACAAAGGUAGAUUCCGAUGGCUCGUGUAUCAUCUAUCUUUUUUGGAAUAUUCUUUUUUGUUUUUUUUAAGAAUGUAAAUAGCAGGGCUCAAGGGGUAUUGUUUGUAUCACUAAAGUAAUUAAAAAUAUUUGGAGGAGCGAGUCACGAACAGCUUAGUUUGAGCGAGCCAAUGAGCAUUCAUAUAAUCAUGGUGUUUUUGUUCAUCUAUUGAUCAUACGAUCGCACUACUACGGUUCCUUUAUUACGUGUUUCUCUGUUUACACUUUUGGUCCUCAAACUAUAAGGCCCGUGAACAUUUUGGUUUUCAGAUUUUAAUUUGUUAUAAUUUCUGAUUAGUACUUUGUAUAUUGUUGUAGUUAAGUCGUACAAUUCAAUUUAAUUGACUAAA
Ananas comosus (pineapple) is the source of this 3933-nucleotide messenger RNA. RefSeq names its product RAB6A-GEF complex partner protein 1-like. NCBI's taxonomy places the organism in Eukaryota, Viridiplantae, Streptophyta, Magnoliopsida, Poales, Bromeliaceae. Gene Ontology annotation, molecular function: protein binding. Bases 161 to 3469 code for a protein of 1102 amino acids. The record is from RefSeq and is a predicted model, not a curated record. Gene Ontology annotation, biological process: retrograde transport, endosome to Golgi; intracellular protein transport. Gene Ontology annotation, cellular component: Ric1-Rgp1 guanyl-nucleotide exchange factor complex; cytosol; Golgi membrane. The transcript is spliced from 23 exons.